Molecule: messenger RNA, 713 nt
Organism: Priapulus caudatus
Lineage: Eukaryota; Metazoa; Priapulida; Priapulimorpha; Priapulimorphida; Priapulidae
Exons: 3
Coding region: 228-710 (160 amino acids)
Source: RefSeq, a predicted model, not a curated record
GGAAUACGAAAAAUGACUUCCAAUCACGUGAGGCUAAACUCGGACACGUGGAGGGUAAAGUCGGACACGUAGGAGUGUAAAGUCGGACACUAUUGAGUUUUUUUUUUUAAAUUGCCAAAUAAUGUUUUUAUAUAAAAUGUUUACAAAUCUUACUUAUAUAAUUUACAAAAUGUACAAACAUAUAAUUAACACGUUAUUGAGUAAUAUAUUUAGGUACUUAAGCGACCAUGACAUGUGCUCGUCCUCAGUCGUUCCUCAGAUUUUGCAGGCAUGACAUCGUUCAGAAAAAUUCCAAGGUAUUCAAGUUACACAACUUUAAACGGGGCUGCAGACAAGACGCAACUCAACUUCAUUUUGCAAAUUCAGGUUACACAACUUUAAAUGUGGCUGCAGACAAGACGCAACUCAACUUCAUUUUGCAAAUUCACGGUAAACAAUCAAUCAAUUCAUCAUCAAGCAAUCAAAUCAUCAAUGCAUCAUCAGUCAAUCAAAUCAUCAAUCAAUCAAAUCAUCAAUGCAUCAUCAAUCAAUCAAACAUUUCAGAGACAAAGGUGGCAAAUGAAGCUGGAGUCUGCAUCAAAAAUGACGACAAAGGGUAUGCAACCAGUGUGGAGCCAUUUUUCACACCUCUCACACUGCACCCACUCCAUUCCACCCUCAUCAUCAUGCCACGAGGUCAAGCACACAACGCACUCGUCAUCUACUGUUGAUUU